Molecule: messenger RNA, 962 nt
Organism: Pocillopora meandrina
Lineage: Eukaryota; Metazoa; Cnidaria; Anthozoa; Scleractinia; Pocilloporidae
Source: the annotation of a GenBank genome assembly
AUUCUUCAGCUCAACACCUUGAUACUCGUACGAGUCAUAAAGGAGAUGACCAAUUUGUUGCAGCCAACUGGGGAAGACGACCAUUUUCAGCAAAUACGGUAAGAUUCACAACAUAAAACUAAAACAAAAUAGUGGAAGAGGCAGCCAUGUCCUCCUGUGAGGCUCUAUUCGCCUAACUUCCUCAUUCCUUAAUCAGUAAGGCAUUACGAUAUCUAAAAAUGAAAAUUAAUUGUCAAAGGAAAAUGAAUGAAUGUUUUCUUUUAACUCCGAGAAUGGGUGUCGAAACAUGGGUGGUGAUGAUUCCCCUCCUGGGUGUCACGUGGCUAUUCGGUCUCCUCUCGCCUGUACAUAAAACUUUCGUUCACAUCUUCACCAUACGUAACUCUGCUCAGGUCAGUGUUCGAUGGUAACUGUAAAAAAUUAAUCAGUCUCUAUCAUUAUUUUACUUUCUAACCAAGUGAAACACCAUUACGAUGGUCACAUAAUAUUUUUUGGAAGUCUAAAAACAACAAUUAUGUUAACUAUGCAAGAGAAGACAAACUUCUUUUUUUAAUUAUAAGACAUGCAAUUCUCUUUCCUCUUGGAAAUCUUAAUAGGUAUUUUGUCUAAUUUGUUUGCAUAUUGUAAAAAUUAAUGAUCUUGAAAUCAUGUUUAUGCUGCAGGGUUUCCUGAUUUUCUCUCUACACUGCAUGCGAAACACUCAGGUAAGGAAAAUAAACAAACUAAUUGUUAACUCCAUAUCAUCAAGUUUUAGUUUUUCGAGAGAUAUCCGAGUACAAGUGCUAGGAAUGUGUUUCGCGUCGCUCGUCUAUCUGCAGAUCAGAGAGCGUUUCAAAAGAAAGAUGAACAUCGUUUUUCGAUCUUCUAUAAAGAGCAACUCCACAAGGAAGAGCUCACAGGUCCAUCCAAGUGAGGUUGGGGAUGUAUGGGCAGUUAAAUUGCAGUCUUGUGCUCAGUUUUAA